Messenger RNA from Myzus persicae (green peach aphid), 978 nucleotides. RefSeq names its product cuticle protein 19.8-like. The coding region runs from base 209 to 796 and encodes 195 amino acids. Gene Ontology annotation, cellular component: extracellular matrix. Lineage: Eukaryota; Metazoa; Arthropoda; Insecta; Hemiptera; Aphididae. The transcript has 4 exons. The record is from RefSeq and is a predicted model, not a curated record.
AUUGUCGGUAACAUCAUAAUAUAAGUAAACAAAAUGUAUAAAUAUGACUUACAUAUGUGAAAAUACCGUUUGUGUCGUCUUGCGGUCAGUGCUCGUCAGACUUAAUGAAACAUAGUCGUGGAACGUCUGUCUUUGUACAUCUGUGCGUGUUAUUGAUAGUUGAAAAUUAAAAACCAUUAAUUCCAUUCGGCAAACAAUAUCCAUAACGAUGAUAAGCUCUGUACUGCAAGUGCUGUCUUGCCUAUUAUUAAUGGUUAGCAUAUCAUUGUCGAGGUCAAGAUAUCCAGGUCGAGCGGAUAUUGAUUAUUACGUCCCUGCGAGCUACGCUUACAAGUACGGCGUGCACGACCCCGCCACCGGCGACAUCAAACACCAAUCGGAAGAGCGCACUGGCGACGUGGUCCGCGGCCAGUACAGCCUCGUGGAGCCCGACGGUACCGUGCGAACAGUCGACUACACGGCUGACCCGGUCAAUGGUUUCAACGCGGUUGUCAGCAAAUCCGGUAAACCCAAGAAGCCCAGGUAUGUGGUCCGGACCGUGCCCGUCGUCCGGACCGUGCCAGUCGUCCGGACCGUGCCAGUCGUCCGGACCGUGCCCGUCGCCGUCGCAGACAUCGCGGACGACCCGCACUCGGCCAGAGGACCGAUAACUUUUCCAAAGAAUGUGCAAGAAGGCUUUUCAACCACCCCACCAGUAUACCAGGAAUAUUACGAAGCAACAGCUAUACAUCCGUACGAAGUCAACCCGCGCUACGUGCAACACUCGAAUUACUAUAAAGAAUAUUUAAAUUACUGAAUCAUAAACAUUAAACGUGUCAAUGAAAUAUCUGAACAACAAUCAAAAUGUUUUCGACUUGUUGCCAGAACAAUUAUUAUGACACAAUAUUGUACUGUAACACAGGUGUAUAUGUGUGUGUGUGUGUGUGUGUGUGUGUGUGUACACAUCGAUCGUUAAAAUAAAAUCUGUACGGAAUAAAA